Mesorhabditis belari is the source of this 633-nucleotide messenger RNA. NCBI's taxonomy places the organism in Eukaryota, Metazoa, Nematoda, Chromadorea, Rhabditida, Rhabditidae. The record is from the annotation of a GenBank genome assembly.
AUGAAAGUGCUCCUAAUUUUCGCUAUUCUUUUUCUCCAAGUUUCAGCAAAACUCGGCUGGGAUGGGAUUCAAGCGGUGACCGUAUCGGGAUUUGAAUGUCUCAAGAAAAAUGGAUACGAUUUCUUUGUGGCACGAGUCGGAAGAUCGAAUAACAUCGUCGACACGACUGGCAUACAAAACAUUUUGAACGCUCGACAGGCUGGAUGGACAGAUGUGGAUGGAUAUAUUUAUCCAUGUACAACAUCGUCAUGUCCAUCGGGAGCCGUACAAGUCGAGAAUACGAUCAAAGCAAUCAAUGCUAAAGGAGCAAAGAUGAAUACCUUGUGGAUGGACAUUGAAGGCACUUGGCCAUCUGAUACAAAACACAAUCAGCAAUUUAUUCAAGGAAUGAUCGACCAAGCUGAGAAAAUGAAUGUCAAAGUGGGCAUCUACGCAGCCCAUUAUGAUUACCCGGAGAUCACGGGAAAUUGGAAUGGAGCAUCGAAAUAUCCACUUUGGUGGGCAAAUUAUAAUGGAGAAGCGAAUCUUGAUCAUUUCGUGGCUUUUGGUGGUUGGACAAAGCCGACAAUUCAUCAAUACAAAGGAACAACAUCGGGACCUUGUGGAGUUUCGAUGGAUCUCAGUUAUAAACCA